Molecule: messenger RNA, 728 nt
Organism: Elaeis guineensis (African oil palm)
Lineage: Eukaryota; Viridiplantae; Streptophyta; Magnoliopsida; Arecales; Arecaceae
Product: protein RALF-like 33
Biological process (GO): calcium-mediated signaling
Cellular component (GO): plasmodesma
Source: RefSeq, a predicted model, not a curated record
GGUCAUUUUAUCCCAUCCUCCAUCUUAUAUCACUCAGUCCCAUCUUCUUUUCUCAUCCCCGUUCCUUCUCCUCUCCAUAUCCUUCCCAAAAUCUCCACUUUAGAGAGAGAAGACUUUUAGAGAGAGGAAACGCGAAGCAUCCAACGACCCGGGGCUCAAGACCAGCAAUGGCGGUGCGAAGCAGCCUUCUUUCCCACUUCUUCCUCCUCCUCGCCGCCUCCAUCGCUCUGCUCGCCGCCACUUCCGAGGCGGUCUCCGCCUCCGCCGCCGGGUCGAUCGGCGGCGGCGCGGCCGAGCUGGGUUGGAUCCCUGGCCAGACGGCGUGCCGGGGGACGGUCGCGGAGUGCAUCGCCGGCGACGAGUUCGAUUUCGAGUCGGAGAUCAGCCGCCGGAUCCUGGCUUCCUGGCGCUACAUCAGCUAUAACGCGCUGCGACGCGACAGCGUCCCUUGCUCUCGCCGCGGCGCCUCGUACUACAACUGCCGCCCCGGCGCCUACGCCAACCCCUACCACCGCGGCUGCUCCGCCAUCACCCGGUGCCGGCGUUAGGGCUCUCCUUCUUCUCCUCCUCCUCCUCCCCCUUAUCUCUACUCUAUUUUAUCUCUUUUCCCCUUUUUUUUUCAAGUUCAAAAUCGAUUAUAUUGGGUUCUGUUUGAGUGUGUACUUGGAAAUUGAUACAUUGUUGUUUGUUAUUAUACAUGGAAUAUUAUUGAUGCUUGGUAGCCAAUA